This is a messenger RNA of Arabis nemorensis, 330 nucleotides long. Lineage: Eukaryota; Viridiplantae; Streptophyta; Magnoliopsida; Brassicales; Brassicaceae. The record is from the annotation of a GenBank genome assembly.
AUGAGUUUCAGUUCGGAAAAACAGUUGACUUUGCACAAAAGAAACAUAUGUCCUGUGAAAGGCUGCGGUAAAAAUUUCUUCUCACACAAGUACUUGGUUCAACACCGGCGUGUUCACUCAGACGACCGUCCUCUAAAAUGCCCAUGGAAGGGCUGCAAGAUGACGUUUAAGUGGGCAUGGUCUAGAACCGAGCACAUAAGGGUUCACACAGGUGCAAGGCCUUAUGUUUGCGCUGAACCGGGUUGUGGUCAGACAUUCCGGUUUGUCUCAGAUUUUAGCCGGCAUAAAAGGAAGACGGGUCAUUCAGUUAAGAAGACCAAAAAAAGAUGA